Messenger RNA from Clunio marinus, 252 nucleotides. NCBI's taxonomy places the organism in Eukaryota, Metazoa, Arthropoda, Insecta, Diptera, Chironomidae. The record is from the annotation of a GenBank genome assembly.
AUGAAAUGUUCACAACCAUCCGGGAAGAUGGUUUUCAAAAAAAAAACACCAGAAAUGAGUUUGACAUGUGAAUUUAACAUCACAUUCUUGAUGACAGAAUCUAAAUUUUAUUGGUUCACGCUUCAUCUCUUACCUUUACAAAACUUUUUAGAGUUAACAUUUCACGUCAUGAACAUCAUCGUGUCACCGAGAUUUGUUUUCCGCAGUUAUGCAGAACAAACGGAUUUGAUUGAGUCGAGCAAAAGAUGCUAA